UUUUCACAACGGCCAAUCAAAGAAUGUUUUUCUCUAACCUAACUUCCGGUAAACGCCGACCAGUGAAACAUUCACCUCUUGAUUCAACCUCAGCUUUUCCGGACAUCCCUCGCAAAAUGUCCGACAGCGAGGAUCUAAAGAUGAUGAAGGGCGACGACGAGUAUGUAAUCAAAGUCCGUGGCUUGCCUUGGUCAACAACAGUGGAUGAGAUUUUGAAGUUUUUCGGUGAUUGCAACAUCAAGAAUGGAAAACUUGGCAUCCAGAUGACCAUGUCUCGAGAAGGGCGUCCCAGCGGCGAGGCGUACAUUGAGAUGGAGUCGCAGGAGGACAUAGACCAGGGCCUCAAGAAGGACAAAGAGCACAUGGGCCACAGAUACAUUGAAGUUUUUAAGGCCAAGAGGUCUGAAAUGGACUGGGUAGUCAAAAGAAGUGGCCUAAAUUUGGAGAAUGCAAUGGACGACGGCUGCGUCCGCCUUCGCGGUUUGCCCUUCGGCUGUUCCAAGGAGGAAAUUGCACAGUUCUUCUCAGGGAUGGAGAUAGUACCCAACGGGAUUUCGUUACCGACAGACUACCAGGGAAGAAGCACUGGGGAGGCAUACGUUCAGUUUAUUAACAAGGAGGUGGCUGAGAAAGCUCUACUGAAACACAAGGAGAAAAUAGGACACAGAUACAUAGAAAUAUUCCGCAGUAGCUUAUCCGAGGUACGAGCUGCGUUGGGCCCCAAGAUGCGCCCCAUGGGGUUUUCGCAGCGGCCGGCGCCCUAUGAUAGAGGAGAUCGCUACGGGGGUAUGAACCGCUAUGGAAUGGGCCGCGGGUCGCGCAGCUUCAAGGGGUAUGGGGAUUAUGACGACGGCUGGGGCUACAAUGACAACAAUUGGGGGGGCCCACGGGGUAGCCGAGGGUCCGCGAUGAAACCUGGAGGCGGCAACUAUGGAGGCAGGGGUGGUGGUGGUGGUGGGGGAGGCGGUGGCAUGUGGCAAAAUGACGGAGGCCACUGUGUGCACAUGAGGGGUCUCCCCUUCCGGGCCACUGAAAACGACAUUGCAGAGUUUUUCAGGCCACUUAACCCUGUCAACAUUAGGUUGAUCCACGACAACUCUGGUAGAGCAUCUGGAGAGGCUGAUGUCGAGUUCGAGUCCCACGACGACGCUGUCAAAGCCAUGAACAAGGACAAGGCGCACAUGCAGCACCGAUACAUUGAACUGUUCCUCAAUUCCACUCCUGGAGGCGGUGGCUCUGGAGGUGGCGGAGGAGGAGGAAUGGGCAGUAGCAACGGAAACUACGGAGGUAGUGGUGGAAACAGCUAUGGGGGCGGUGGUUACGGAGGUGGAGGCAGCGGCGGUGGAGGAGGUAUGGGCAACAACUUCCGUGGUGGUUUUCCCAGCGGUGGUAUGGGCAACAACAUGGGAUAUAAUCAGAUUGGCGGCAAUAACUACAAUAACUUCUGAAUAUACACAAACUCAUCAAAUUCAAACUGACUCUGUACUAGAUCAAAUUGACCUCAAAAAGUAUUGAAUAAUUUUGUAAGCAACUGUAAACGCCAUAUUUUGUUGGCCGAACCACUACUGUGUAAUGAUUCUGAGACAAAUUGUAUGUGAGAUCUGUACGGUGCCUACGCAUCUGUUUUUUCAAAGCCAUGCUGCUGAUUCAUCAUUCCCUCGUAUAAUUGUGCGUCACGUUUCCAUCAAUUUCAUCAUUUUAUUUAAGAACUAAUUUUAAGGUGGGCAUUUUAUCUGAUACCUAACCUUUCGUGUCCUGUGUAGGUAUAUAACUGCCAACAAAUAAAAUUUGAAUGGUCACCUCUAUAAUGUGUUUUGCUCCAUUUAGUGUUA
Messenger RNA from Neocloeon triangulifer, 1832 nucleotides. RefSeq names its product heterogeneous nuclear ribonucleoprotein H-like. Gene Ontology annotation, biological process: regulation of RNA splicing. The coding region runs from base 24 to 1448 and encodes 474 amino acids. Gene Ontology annotation, molecular function: RNA binding. The transcript has 10 exons. The record is from RefSeq and is a predicted model, not a curated record. NCBI's taxonomy places the organism in Eukaryota, Metazoa, Arthropoda, Insecta, Ephemeroptera, Baetidae. Gene Ontology annotation, cellular component: nucleoplasm; ribonucleoprotein complex.